AACGCAAAUAUGCGUGCACAUACAAUUAAGUGUUAGACCAGAUGCACAUCGUAUAACGCAACUGAAGUCGAAUACUGGCCAUUUUAGUUCAUUUUGAAAUCCUGUCUGGACGCUUUCUUAAGGUCCUACAAAGAGAACAUGUCCGGGAAAAUGAGGACGUAUGUCACCCUAGCUAUCUCUAGUCAAAUCAACACAGCCACCUAGCCACCGGAUACUUAAUUCAACACAAUUGAAAACCACCGUCCAAAUCAUAGACUGUGGUCCAAACACGCGAGAGUGCGAUUACUACACUGUAGGCGUAAGAAAAUGGAUUUAUUUGACGAUCUUCCAGAACCAUCGCAAAGCACAGGUGAAUCAAGGAUUCAAUCACCUAAGGCAGAUGACAGAGGUUCUAAGAGGAAACUCGAGCCUUGCCAUGACGAGAAAGAGGUGGAAGAAAAGAAGUGGGAGGAAAAGAAAGUUUGUAAAGGACUACCAUCUCUGAAGGGGUAUUUUGCAGCAAGGAGAGGUGAAAGAGAUGAGAUGCAAGAUGCUCAUGUCCUCCUACCUGACAUUAACUCUUGCCUAUCUUCCCUGCCAGCACAAGUGUCUCGUGUAGCCUACUUUGCUGUGUUUGACGGACAUGGCGGAGCUCGUGCCUCUCGCUUUGCUGCUGAGCAUCUCCAUCACACCCUUGCACUUAAAUUUCCUAAAGGAGUAACUGAAAACCUAGACAAACUGGUUAAGAAAUGUCUACUAGAUACCUUCCGGCAGACAGAUGAAGACUUUUUGAAAAAAGCUUCCAGCCAGAAGCCAGCCUGGAAGGACGGGACAACAGCCACCUGUGUGCUGGUGGUCAAUGAAAUGGUGUAUGUUGCGAACCUUGGAGACAGCAGGGCUGUGCUGUGCAGAAUGGAGCAGGAGGAGAAGGUCAAUGAAAAGAAGUGUGUGACUUUAGCUCUCAGCAAGGAACACAACCCCACCAUCUAUGAGGAGCGCAUGAGGAUCCAACGUGCUGGGGGCACUGUCAGAGAUGGUCGGGUGCUUGGUGUGUUGGAAGUAUCCCGCUCCAUUGGCGAUGGCCAGUACAAGCGCUGUGGAGUAAUUUCCACACCAGACCUAAGGCGCUGUCAGCUCAACCCCAAUGACAGGUUUAUCCUUCUGGCAUGUGAUGGACUAUUCAAAGUAUUCUCUGCAGAGGAAGCUGUUCAAUUUGUCGUCAGUGUGUUGGAGGAUGGGACUUUGGAGAGGAAGGAGGGUCAGACAGAGGAGGAAAGCCACUAUGAAGCAGCUUGCCAGCGACUAGCUAAUGAGGCUGUGAGGAGGGGCUGUGCAGACAACGUCACCGUUAUUUUGGUGUCUAUUGGUUUUUGAAAACAUUACCCUGACUCUUGUUCCUCUUGGGACAUCACAGGUUCUGCUCUGCUGCAUCUGCUCCAUGACUAUAUGAACAGAGAAAGUAUUCAUGCUAAAACUCCUAAAACAUGGAGGUGUUCUAAUCUCUAAAUGUGAACUGUUUAUUGACCAUCCUGCUCCCUAAUGAUUUGCUAUAUCAACCACUCUGAUUUGUGUCCAUGUUGUAAGUUUGCCUUUCUUAUUAAAACGUUGUCUCUGACCUGCCA
Messenger RNA from Osmerus eperlanus (European smelt), 1601 nucleotides. RefSeq names its product integrin-linked kinase-associated serine/threonine phosphatase (gene ilkap). The record is from RefSeq and is a predicted model, not a curated record. Gene Ontology annotation, molecular function: protein serine/threonine phosphatase activity; cation binding. The transcript has 10 exons. NCBI's taxonomy places the organism in Eukaryota, Metazoa, Chordata, Actinopteri, Osmeriformes, Osmeridae. Gene Ontology annotation, cellular component: cytosol; nucleus. Gene Ontology annotation, biological process: peptidyl-threonine dephosphorylation; negative regulation of canonical NF-kappaB signal transduction; positive regulation of canonical Wnt signaling pathway. The coding region runs from base 307 to 1353 and encodes 348 amino acids.